Molecule: messenger RNA, 1413 nt
Organism: Eurytemora carolleeae
Lineage: Eukaryota; Metazoa; Arthropoda; Copepoda; Calanoida; Temoridae
Exons: 4
Coding region: 189-959 (256 amino acids)
Source: RefSeq, a predicted model, not a curated record
AGCUUCUACCCCACUGACUCCUAAGAGCGAGACUGUUAGGUGUGAGCGCUUGGAGCGCAAACCUGAACUUUGGAUUUUGAUCAGUAUAGUAUUCAGACUCAGUACUGAGACUGAGUGAGUGGGGUGAGGGUCGGUAUUAACCAGUCUUCACUAAUCCACCAACCUAAAGACACCCAAAUAUUUCCUGGAUGGAGCCACCCUUCAAGAAACCUAGAAUUGCAUUUACAAAUAACAUAACUCUUAAAUCAGAUGAAUAUAAGUGCAUUUAUGAGCGAUGCGCUUACAGGCACAGAAUGAAUAAAGAAGAAAUUACUAAGCAUCUCAAAGAAGUCCACAAGAAGCAAGAAACAGAAACAGCGGAAUCGGGCUACUUCUCGGAGUCUACAUGUCAAGAUUCAGUGUGCUCUGAUCCAACUGAGGAGAGAACCUGGAUGGUGAAGCUUCAUGAAUUUGAAGAUCAAACUCCACAACUGUUCCCUAAAACAGAAGAUCUUACAUCCAAGUGUAUUAAUCAUCCAAGAGGUUGUAAGAAGACUGGAACUUUAAAUAAGUUGAUAUUCCAUCAACAUGUAUGCCGCUUCCCUAUGUUCACAUCAUCUUAUAAGUAUAACCAGGAUUUUGUAAGAACUUUCCGCUGCCAAGGAUUUAUUUGCACUGUGUUUUCUGAUUUGGAUAAUUUUGUUUCUUUUAACAACAGUUUUAUCAAACUGUUAAAUAUUCAGUUUUUUUUUAAAUUGCAUAAUUUUAAAGAAUUGCAUAUUCAAGGGUUUUGUCUCAAUGAUCGGUAUAAAUCUGCGAACUUCAAGUUUAAGUGUAAGUCUGGUCACAAAAGGAAGUCUGCUGCUGGACAGUUAAAUAAUGGAACAUUAAAGAUUAAAUUUCCUGAAAAGAUUCCAGAAAAGAGUAUUCUUAAAUACACAAUACAUAUUGAGGUACAUGAUCCUCCUAUUACAAUAUAAAAUUGUUUAAAGUUCCAGUGAUUUUUUAAAUUUUAACUUGUAUAAAACUAAUCCUUUUAAAUUUUCAACUACUUAUUCAUUAGUUUCAACAGCCUAGUAAAUUCUUGUUUUUUGAUGUUCUUUGAAAUCAAGGAAUUUUUUCUUUGCAGUAUUUUAAUUUUAAGAUUAUUUUUUUUUUGUCUUGUCAGUAAGUGAGAAAACAUUUAUGCAUUUAAUUACAGUUUUUAAACUAAACUUGAUAUUUCCUGCAUUCCUUGAUAACAGUAGAAACACUUUUUGUCUAGUUUUAUAAAUUUUUAUAUUACUUUGUAAGGUAUAAGCAUUUUUCUAUCUUUACAGUAGUUUUUGUACUGAAGUACUGAUGUGUACUUAUUUGUCCCUAUCUUAUCUUACACUAUAUAGUGAUGCUAAUAUAGAUAUAUUUUUGUAAACUUUUAAUUCUUGAAUAAAUGAU